This is a messenger RNA of Prorocentrum cordatum, 1260 nucleotides long. The record is from the annotation of a GenBank genome assembly. NCBI's taxonomy places the organism in Eukaryota, Dinophyceae, Prorocentrales, Prorocentraceae.
AUGAGGAACCGCUCGGGCAGCACCAGCGACGCCGAGAUGAAAAAAAAGAAGGGCAACCGCGCGAUGGGGAAGAAGAAGUACCCAAAGGCCGUGAAGUAUUACACGAAGGCCAUCCGGGCGGACCCGAAGAACUCCACCUACCACCUGAACCGGGCGAUCGCGCACGCCGCCCUCGAGCUGUGGAAGGACGCGGAGGUCGACGCAGGCAGCGCGGUGCGGUUGGGGAACCCGCCGUCCACCAAGAGCCACUACCAGCUGGCGCGCGCGAAGCUGCGGCGCGGGAUGCUCGACGACGCGAGCGAUGCGCUGGAGCAGGGGCUUCAGGAGAAGCCGGGCGAGCCCGCGCUGCUCGAGCUCCAGAAGGAGAUUGGGCGCGCCAUCGCGCGGCGGGAGCAGCGCCGGCUGCGCGAGGAGCAGGAGGCGGCCAGCCGCGCGCCCGCGGCUCAGGGCCCGGGCAGCGCCCGAGCGCUGCUCGACCAGGCUCGCGGCAGGUACGAGGCUGGCGACCUGAGCGGGGCGCUGGAGCUGUUGCAGGCGGCCCGCGAGGCCGCUGAGGCGGACGGGGCUGGGGACACCAGCCGGGAGCUCAUGAGCGUGCUGUCGCUGUUGGGCAAGGCUUGCAUGAAGAGCCGGGAUUGGAAAGGUGCUGCCACGGCUUUCCGUGGUGUCGCGGAGUUGGAGGAGAAGCUCUUCUCCCUGGACAAGCGAGAGGAGCGUGAGGCGCUUGCCACCGCGUACAACAACUUGGGCAUCUGCCUCAAGAAUGCGGGGCAGAUGAGCGAGGCGAUAGAUGCCUUGAACAACGCAUACAUGCGCGCUACCAACGGCGACGACAAGAUGGCGACCAUGCAGGCCAUGCAAGUGGUGCAGAACCUGGCCCAGUGCUUGCGGGUCCAGAGAAAGAUGCGCGAGGCGGAGCAGAUGUUCGCGCGCGCCCUCGAGAUCGGGAACCGCCUCUGCGGAGAGGACCACUGCGCGAGCGCAUUGAACCAUCUGGGCUUGGCGCGAUGUUUGCGCGAGCAGGGCAAGAUCAAAGAGGCGAUUAUGUCCUACACAAAGGCGCUCGAGAUAUGGGUGAGCAAGGACGCCAAGACAUGCCUGCAGGAGCUUCCAGAGGUGCCCAGCGAGGACAGGGUGGCGCAGCUCCAGGAACAGACCAGGGCUGAGCUCGGCCAGCUGCUCGCGAUGGUCGAGCAGGCGCAGCGCGGCUCCGCCAGUGGCGAGGGGCCUCUGGCCCAGCCCGCCGUGGCGGCCGCGUGA